Messenger RNA from Fonsecaea nubica, 1863 nucleotides. RefSeq lists its product as hypothetical. Gene Ontology annotation, biological process: positive regulation of transcription by RNA polymerase II; DNA-templated transcription. The transcript has 2 exons. Gene Ontology annotation, molecular function: DNA-binding transcription factor activity, RNA polymerase II-specific; zinc ion binding; sequence-specific DNA binding. Bases 1 to 1863 code for a protein of 620 amino acids. Lineage: Eukaryota; Fungi; Ascomycota; Eurotiomycetes; Chaetothyriales; Herpotrichiellaceae. The record is from RefSeq and is a predicted model, not a curated record.
AUGGACAUUGACCACGCGACCAUCUCCGAAGCAGAUCUGACACGUCUAUUGCCCACCUGUCAAAGAUGCCGUCGUCUGAGGAGGAAGUGCGACACAAAUCUCCCUGCUUGUCGUCUGUGUCAAAAGGGCAAAGCUGAGUGCACAUUUUUCGAUCAUGCCCUUCAACAGACUCUGCCGCGAAGCUACGUCCACUCACUCUUGACACGCUUGGGCCGCCUACGGGCUGUUCAGGCAUCUGUCAAUGGGACAAGUGAGCCUCUAAGUGCCUUCAAACUACCUCACCAUGAACGGAACACGUCGACGGCUUCCACCAACCUCGACCCUCCUCUCAACGACUGGGGCACUUACACCAGCGACCUGUCUUUCGACAAGCAUUUCAUCAUAGAACAUGCAAACCCCACGUGUUGGCAGUUCCUGGGUAGCAGCUCGCCUUACGCGCUGGUGGUUGAAGUCCUGGUACAUGCUCAGUCGAAGCUGGGUUCCAUAGUCCAUCAUCCAGACUAUGCCGGGCCUGAAUUUUGGCUCAAUGCCCAGAGCACAGAGGUCGCUGAACCACUACAACCGAGAGCUACACCGUCACGAGCGGAGGUUGAAAUGCUCAUCAAUUUGUACAUGUCGACCACGAACAUGCUGACGACCUUCUUCGAUCCCGAAGAUCUGGCUUACGAGAUUGACACCUAUUUGCGCAACCAUGGUUCAAAUGUCAAGUAUCUCACAGGCAAGGAUGCCCAUCAAUUUUUCCGAGUUGCCAUGAUCUGCGCCAUCGCUUCCGCGAACAAGGCGAGGCAUCAUUCCGUCUACGAUACCGAGUCCAUGGCGUAUUACUCUGAGGGUUUGCAGUGUGUUGAAGAGGUAACUUCUGAUGUCUCCCCGGAUGCACUUCAAGCCCUGCUCCUCCUCAUUCUAUUUACUUUGUUUCAGCCUCGCAAGGGUGACAUCUGGAAGUUGUUGGAUUUCGCCUGUCGUCUGAGCGUGGAGCUCAACUAUCAUACCGAGACCAACGACGAAUACGAGGACGAGAAAAGUCGGAAGAAGCGCCGUGGUAUAUUUUGGGGAUUAUAUUGUAUCGAGCGGACGAUGGGACAACACCUUGGCCGGCCAUCGGAUCUUACAGAAGAGAUCAUCACCGCCGAGUACCCUGCCUCGUUGAAUGAAGCCCCCAUGGCCGACCCAGACAUGCUACAGUCGAUAUUUACUUCACACUACUAUCGGCUGACGUAUCUACGCUCUGAGAUCUUUCGCGAAUUAUACCUUCCGGCUGUUGCACCGACCUUGCCUCGCAUAUGGUAUGAGCAAAGUGUCGAAUCUAUGUUGGCGUGGCGACGCGAACUACAGUUCAUCGAGACCGCACCUGGCAUGGGCAGUAUGACAUGUGAGACGGGGUUUGAUACUUCGAUCUGUUUCCUAUUUCAGCCUCUCUUACUGCGAGCACUGGCAGCGACGAAAGACUCAAUGUUAGGGCCAGAAAUUACCGAAGUGAUACCGCGGGAGAGCUACCAUUCUGCGGUGAAAGUUGUCGAAUUCUACAAUAAGCUCUUCCGUGGCGCCGAGGGCACUCCUUGGGGGAUGUAUCCCAUCACUAUGAUUUCGGCCCACUACAUCCAUCAGGCCACCAUCAUUAUUAUGGCACACUGUCUGUUGGCGAUUGAUGGGCGCUUGCCUGUCGUGAGUUUUUCGAGGGAACUCAGCGGCGACGCAGAAGGCCCCGUGGACUUCAGUGGAAUCCAUGAAAUAUCUGGGACUUGCUUGAUCUUGCUGAACAACUUAUCCAAGAAGUGGGCUGGCAUGGUGGGCAUAUUGGACAUCUACAAGAGUCUGCAAGCAAAGGUGUUGCCCAUCAUGAUGCGGAGCGGGCUGGGAUGA